CAAAUAUCACAUUGAUAUUUCAACUGUCCACGAAGUAACCAAAUUACUAGGCACUAUUUAUUUAGUUUAUGUCAGCUAAAUGCUAACGGAGCAUUUUGAUUUGAUAAAAACAGUACACAUACUUCUAAACGUAUUUAAUUAUUAGAUAAAUAAGCUUUUAUAAAAUAUAAAUAUAUACAGAUGUUACCAUGUUAGGAAUUAGAUAUAAAAAAAGAAUAUAAAUAUUUUAAUGAAUUUAUUUCGGAAAUUCCCUUCGCGCUCUUCUGUAAAAUUGCUUAUUUAUGAUACAUUGAUUCAUAGUGCUAACAUUAUGGAGUCAAGCUCGUCUACAAUGGCUUCAGAAUCUUGGAGAGGCGUUCCGAUUACAGAAAUUUUGGGUGCACGGUCCCCUUGGACCACCCCAGAGUUCCCAAUGGUGUCACCAUCCUAUAACCACUCUGUGCUUUAUCAUGUGCCCUGUAAUGGUAGCAUAUCAACAGAUAAACCUCCGAUACCACAGAAAGGGCAAGAAAAAUGGGACCAUGAUUUUGUGAGAAUGCCUUUCUCGAAUAAAAGUUUGUACCCAGUUAUAGAUCCAAAUGGAGAGACCCAUUUAAAGAGAAGAUGGCCUUUGAUUCAAGAGGCCCUUCAGAAGCCUAUCCGUAACAGUCAUGAUUUGGGUGAAGCCAUCUUGUCAUACAACAGUAGAAAUAGAUGGACAUUCCCAGCACUGCAUAGACUGUUUGAAGAUUAUGUAGAUGAGGAGGAAUCACAGAUGUUCUUUGAUGUGAUUCUGCCAGGAAUAAUAAAAUUGGCCCUGGCAUUACCAACAUUGAUCCAGUCACCCAUACCAUUGCUUAGGCAUCACAAGAAUCAUUCAAUAUCGUUAUCACAGCAGCAGAUUGCCAGCCUCCUGGCGAAUGCAUUUUUGUGCACAUUCCCCAGACGAAACAGCUACAAGAAAGCUUCAAAGGAAUACUAUGGCUAUCCAAAUAUAAAUUUCAGUUCGUUAUAUGAGGCAACACCAAUAGAUUCUGUCUUAGAGAAGUUGAAGUGCAUUUGCCAUUACUUCCGGAGAGUUUGUUCCAAAGUCCCUCUCGGCGUGAUGACGUUCACGCGCCGCCACGUGCCGCAGGACAGGCGUCCGCGCUGGGCGGCGUCCGACCGCCAACUGGCCGCCGUGCCCAUACACGUGGACAGCGCCACCGCUAUUGAAGACGCUCACGGGUUAAUUCAGCUCGACUUUGCUAACAAAUAUCUCGGUGGCGGCGUGUUGGGUCAUGGUUGUGUACAAGAGGAGAUCCGUUUCGUGAUUUGUCCAGAGCUGAUGAUUUCCAUGCUGUUCACUGAGAUGCUACAGCCCGAUGAAGCGUUGAUAAUGAUUGGUUGCGAGCGUUAUAGCAACUACUCCGGCUACGGCGACAGCUUCCAAUUCUCGGGCGACCACCGAGACGAGACCCCCAGCGACUCCAGCGGCCGGCGGCGCUGCGCUGUGCUCGCUGUGGACGCCUUGCCUUUCAGGAGUCAGAGGGCGGAGUUCCAGCCGCAGAUGAUAACAAGAGAACUCGAUAAGGCGUGGGUAGGCGUUUCAUUCGACACGGAACCAGAUCCUACCUCGACUCAAUACCCGGGUAUAGCUACAGGGAACUGGGGCUGCGGCGCAUUUGGCGGUACUCCUAGACUGAAAGCUCUCUUACAACUGAUGGCGUGUGCGCAGGCGAGAAGACCAAUGGCGUACUUCACUUUCGGGGAUUUAGCCUUGAGGGAUGAUAUAGUGGAUGUGUAUAAUGUGUUGUCCAGGCAUAAUGUUACAGUCGGAAAGCUGUUUGAAUACAUCGUGCAGUACACGCAGCCUUCUGAAGGAAAGCGUGUAGACUUGUACACGUAUCUACCUCAAUUGUUGCUAGAGUUGAAUAGACCGCCCCCACAAACAAAACCAGAGUCGUGUUCCACUGAAAUUAUGGAUACUAGUUUGGAAGAACAGAUGAUAACGAGCUCCAUAGAGAAAGAUUUCUUGAACGACUCGCCCGAUUUGUUUUCACAAGACGAGUUCCAACAAGUUGUAACAAAAUCCGAACAAAUUACAAAUACCGCCCAAUCAAUGUCUAGUAAAGAGGCUGAGAAAACUUCUAAAUCCUUGUUUGAAACUAUGCAAGAAUUAGACGAAGAUAGUUCUAAAUUGAAUUUAAAUAAUUCCCGUAAUGCAGUAAAAAGGGAAUCAGUACGCGCCGAGGACGUAUCUAUGGAUUGCACAGAUUCACCCAAGCUUGUCAAAAAGAAAGCAUGCAAUCCGAAAAUUACGGAUUAUUUUAACAAAAAAUCUAGUUGAUGAACUUUUGUGAAUAAAGCUUGUUUUUAUUUA
This is a messenger RNA of Amyelois transitella, 2341 nucleotides long. RefSeq names its product poly(ADP-ribose) glycohydrolase (gene Parg). The coding region runs from base 230 to 2308 and encodes 692 amino acids. The transcript is spliced from 12 exons. Gene Ontology annotation, molecular function: poly(ADP-ribose) glycohydrolase activity. Lineage: Eukaryota; Metazoa; Arthropoda; Insecta; Lepidoptera; Pyralidae. The record is from RefSeq and is a predicted model, not a curated record. Gene Ontology annotation, biological process: regulation of DNA repair; ATP generation from poly-ADP-D-ribose; carbohydrate metabolic process. Gene Ontology annotation, cellular component: cytoplasm; nucleus.